Messenger RNA from Phoenix dactylifera (date palm), 1086 nucleotides. NCBI's taxonomy places the organism in Eukaryota, Viridiplantae, Streptophyta, Magnoliopsida, Arecales, Arecaceae. The record is from RefSeq and is a predicted model, not a curated record.
AUGACAACCUGCCGCCGUUUCCUCCUCGCCGCCGCCGCCGCCGGCGGCGGCCUCUUCCUCCUCUUCCGCCUCUCUCCGGUCUCGCCGGCGACGGCGGAGGAGAAGGAGCUCCUCCUCGAGUUCAAGGGCGACGUCACCGCCGACCCCGGCGGCGCCCUCGCCUCCUGGUCUGCCGCACCCGGCCGCGACCCCUGCGGCGACUUCGCCGGCGUCACCUGCGGCCCCUCCGACGCCGUCGAGAAGAUCCUUGUCCAAAACGCCUCCCUCGCUGCAUGGACGCUGGAGCGUGUUGAUGGGCCACGCACAACUCCCGUUGCCAAAAAGAGAAAGAGCAUCGCCUCUCUUCUUUCGGCUCUAUCUCUCGGACCUGCCGUAGCAGCCACCGGCCGCCGCACACAGGAAGGGGCCACCCACCGCUGUGAUCGGCCGCCGCCUGUCGCCGCCGACCACAAAGCCGCGACCACAAGCUCCGUCACCGUCCUCUUCAGCCAUUCCACCGCUGCUGCCGAGGAGACCGGUUCACCCUCCCGAAUCGGUCGUGAGGUUGAAGACGAAGUUACGGUAACGGCAAAAAAAAAAAGGGGUACCUGCCUUCUUCCUGUUCAUCUUCCCGUGGCCUCCCCGCCGCAAUCGCCGCCGCACCGUGCAGCCACCGCCGCUCCGCCCCUCGGGUCCCCGCCGUCGCCGAGCCCGUUGUCGCUGCCGGAGUCGUUGUCGCUGAGCGCUGCUACCUCCGAGCGCCUCCUCCACGCGCCGCCUCCUCCGAGGGCCUCCGCCAAGCUCCUCCUCUCCUCCGUCGGCCGCCGCCCAAGACUCCCAACCGCCUCAUCCGCCGUCGGUUCCCUCGCCGUGCCUCCCUUCGGCUGCAUCCCAACCGAGGCACCCCGCCUCCCUCGCCCCGCCGAAGCACCACCGUACGCCCACUUCCGUCGCCGCCCACCGGCCGUCCGCCGCCGGCCGCCGAGUACCCCUUCUCCGCCGCCGGCCGCUGAGUACCCCUUCUCCCCCCCCACCGGCUGUCCGCCGUUCGCCGCCGCCGCCCGCCCCGGCUCUCUCUCACGAGCAUCAACUUCUGCAGAAGCCUGA